Messenger RNA from Ziziphus jujuba (common jujube), 1612 nucleotides. Its product is annotated as WD repeat-containing protein DWA2. Gene Ontology annotation, molecular function: protein binding. Gene Ontology annotation, biological process: protein ubiquitination. The transcript is spliced from 13 exons. The coding region runs from base 319 to 1374 and encodes 351 amino acids. NCBI's taxonomy places the organism in Eukaryota, Viridiplantae, Streptophyta, Magnoliopsida, Rosales, Rhamnaceae. The record is from RefSeq and is a predicted model, not a curated record.
AUAUUGGGUCAAAACAAAGCACGGCUAAAAAUACAUACAGGAACACAGGUAGGUCGGUUAUCGUUAUCGGACGGUGUGAAUGUAUGAUGUGGCGCCAUCGGAUCUAUAUCGAACAGCAAACAUAUUAUAACACAGUGGCGUUCACCGAAUUUAGGGCUGGAAACUAGAGUGGAGGCAAAAGGGCCCUAAGUUCUGACCGUUACGAUCUGAAAGCUCACCGUAGUAUCUCACUAGCCCGCGCAUUCUAGGACUGCAAGAAACCCCCAAGUCCAACUUAACUACUUUUACCCUGCAUAUUGGAAAUCAGGCAGUGCAGCAAUGCAAGGAGGAUCUUCAGGCAUCGGAUAUGGUCUAAAAUACCAGGCAAGAUGUAUUUCGGAUGUCAAAGCUGACACAGAUCAUACCAGCUUCAUCACCGGCACACAGAGUCUUAAAGAAGAAAACGAGGUGCAUUUGAUUCGCCUAUCGACGGGUGGAACCGAACUCGUAUGCGAGGGUUUGUUUUCUCACCCGAACGAGAUAUGGGACCUCGCUUCCUGCCCAUUCGACCAGCGAAUCUUCUCCACCGUCUACUCUACUGGUGAGUCAUAUGGAGCAACAAUAUGGCAGAUGCCUGAGUUAUACGGGGAGUUAAACUCACCACAGUUGGAAAAGAUUACCUCACUCGAUGCACAUGUUGGAAAGAUUAAGUGCAUUCUUUGGUGGCCAUCUGGAAGGCAUGAUAAGCUGAUCAGUAUUGAUGAGGAAAAUAUUUUCUUGUGGAGCUUAGAUGUUUCAAAGAAAGCCACUCAGGUACAAUCACAAGAAUCAGCAGGUAUGCUUCACUACUUAUCUGGAGGAGCAUGGGACCCACAUGACAUGAAUGCUAUUGCUGCAACUAGUGAAUCUUCAGUCCAAUUUUGGGAUUUAAGGACAAUGAAGAAGACAAAUUCAAUUGAGCAUGCUCAUGUUCGCAAUAUCGAUUAUAACACCAAGAAGCAUCAUAUACUUGUGACAGCAGAAGAUGAGUCUGGAAUACGCAUUUGGGAUCUCAGGAAAACCAAGGUUCCCAUUCAAGAGCUUCCUGGACACACACACUGGACUUGGGCUGUCAAGUGUAACUCCGAGUAUGAUGGACUGAUAUUGAGUUCUGGUACAGAUUCAACUGUCAACUUGUGGUUGGCUUCUUCAACUAACUGGGAUGAGUUGACAUCCGAAAGACUGGUUGAUUCACCAACUAGGCGGGUUGAUCCAUUACUUAAUUCUUACAGCGACUAUGAAGACAGUGUUUAUGGCCUUGCUUGGAGCUCCCGCGAACCUUGGAUCUUUGCUUCGUUAUCCUAUGAUGGCAGGGUGGUUGUGGAAUCGGUAAAGCCUUUUCUAUCGAGAAAGUGAAGUUCUAGGCAUACUGGUCUAGAUGGGCAAUGGCCAUAACUUUCUAUGGAGCAGGUAGUUCCAGAUUCGGUUUGAGCAAACGCGCUUUCGUACAUGCCUGAAAGGCAUACAUGUAACUGGUGCUAUCAUGGCUGAAAGAUAAAACUCGGCCCUUUAAUGAUUUAGUGUUUUUAUAUCAAAUACUAUUAAUUAAUUUAUAUUAAAAAUAUUUUAAUUAGUUAUUAUUAUUAUUAUUUUU